AUGUCUGUCACUCUUCAUACCACCCACGGCGAUCUCAAGGUCGAGGUUUUCUGUGAAGCUGUCCCCAAAACUGCAGAGAAUUUCCUCGCCCUCUGCGCUUCAGGCGCAUAUAACAACACUCCUUUCCACCGCCUGGUUCCUUCCUUUAUGAUCCAAGGUGGGGAUAUAUCUCUGGCCCUACCAUCACCCGAUUUGAAAUCUCCUCCCCAACGCCCUUCGUUCCCGUUUGACAUACCCAAGGGCGGGGCAUCGAUCUACCACCCAGAACCCCUCGAGCAAGAAAUCCACCUCCCGUCCCUCCGACACAAUGCCCGAGGAAUACUUAGCAUGGCAGCAAAAUCGGUAAAACAAAGCAAUGCGAGCUCGGAACCAAAGGAAAUCAACGGAAGCCAGUUUUUCAUCACGUUUGCUCCAGCGUCGCACCUCGAUGGAAAAAGUACUGUUUUCGGGAAGGUCCUGGGUUUAGGGCCCAAAGGGACUGAAGACGACACGCUGACGAAGCUUGAGACGGCGAAAGUGAAAAUCGAUAAGAAGGGCAGGGUUGUGCAGCCGGGUGACAAGGCCAAGAAGAAAGAUACCUCGCAAGCGGAGGGCGACGAAGAAUGGGAAAGGAUUGGGAUCGAGAGCGUGACAAUCCAUGCAAAUCCUUUUGCAGACUGA
Uncinocarpus reesii 1704 is the source of this 660-nucleotide messenger RNA. RefSeq names its product peptidyl-prolyl cis-trans isomerase 10. The record is from RefSeq and is a predicted model, not a curated record. NCBI's taxonomy places the organism in Eukaryota, Fungi, Ascomycota, Eurotiomycetes, Onygenales, Onygenaceae. The coding region runs from base 1 to 660 and encodes 219 amino acids. The transcript is spliced from 3 exons. Gene Ontology annotation, cellular component: catalytic step 2 spliceosome. Gene Ontology annotation, molecular function: peptidyl-prolyl cis-trans isomerase activity. Gene Ontology annotation, biological process: protein peptidyl-prolyl isomerization; protein folding.